This is a messenger RNA of Anastrepha obliqua, 999 nucleotides long. RefSeq lists its product as uncharacterized. Bases 122 to 958 code for a protein of 278 amino acids. The transcript is spliced from 2 exons. The record is from RefSeq and is a predicted model, not a curated record. Lineage: Eukaryota; Metazoa; Arthropoda; Insecta; Diptera; Tephritidae.
ACGUAUAAGAGUGAAUAAAAAAGUACACCCUAUAAAUUUGGGAAGAGAAGUAUUUGGUGAAUUUCACCAUUUGUAUGAUGAGCUGCGCCAAGAUGAAAAGAAAUUUGUGGAAUAUACCAGAAUGACAAUUAGCACAUUUGAUUAUAUUCUAAUCAAAAUUGAGCCACUCAUUAUUAAAAAUUGGACUAAUUUUAAUAAAACGCCAAUUAUAUGUGCUGAAAGGCUAAUUGUGACGUUAAGAUAUCUUGCUACUGGAACUUCAUUCAGAUCAAUCUCUUUUAACUUUCGAAUGGGUGCUUCAACGGUUCGUUCCAUUGUUAUAGAGACAUGUGAAGCUUUGUGGACAGUUUUGCAGCCUAUACAUAUGGCUGUGCCCACAGAACAAAAUUUAAAGAAAGUUGCGGACCAGUAUUGGAAUCUUUGGGAAUUCCCAAAUUGUGUUGGCUCUAUUGAUGGAAAGCACAUACGUCUAAAAUGCCCAGCGAAUUCAGGAUCAAUGUUUUAUAAUUAUAAAAAUUUUUUCUCAAUAGUGCUGCAGGCAGUCGCUGACGCAAAAUGUAAAUUUGUUACUAUCGAAGUUGGUGGUUACGGACGUCAGAGUGAUGGUGGAACUUUUGCUUCCUCAGCGAUUUACACAAUGAAAAAUUCUGGAGACUUAAAUUUUCCGAAGGAUUCCUAUUUGCCCAAUACCACAAUACCCAUGCCAUACGUGUUGCUUGCAGAUGAAGCUUAUCCGCUUUUGGACUGGGUUCUUCGACCAUAUGCCAGAAGAAAUCUAACAUUGGAAAAUGAAUAUUUUAAUAGUCGUUUGUCGAGAGCGCGUAGGUGUGUGGAAUGUGCAUUUGGCAUAAUUAACUUGAAAUGGAGAAUAUUAUGGAAGCCAAUUGAAACGACGCCAUCUAACGCAGAAAUUAUUGUUAAAGCAAUCUGUAUAUUGCAUAAUAAUAUACAAUGCUAGAUUUAGAAGAUCUGGACACGCACAUGGCAGAGGGAGAAAAA